AUGGUACAAAACGGUGCGGACUGUUGUAUUCCCUUUGAGCGUCAGUGAUUCCCCCAAUCCACUUCUUCUCUUCUGGGCAUGAUUUGAGAGUGAUGUUAGCUCAUGGCAUGUGGAGCGGGAUCGACGAUGCUUCGACCAGGUUUAUCAAUAAUGGAGGCCGAAACCCCAGAAAGAUCAUGUUUACCCCUCGCCCACAACUGGUGCAGUGAGCCUAGUUUCAUCGGUGCCCAAAAUCCAAACAAAUUUCCCAUAAAGUCUGCACCUUUUUCCCGGAGGAGUUUUCAGAGAAGAAAGCAAGGGUGGAAAGUAGGGUUUGCAUUGGACACUGGAGGGAUUCCUGGAAAUGGUGAGGGCCCUGAUCUUGGACGCACUCGAUUGGGCAGAAUAGUGAGUGCAGCUGGAAGACAGGUAUUGGAGAAGCUGAACUCGGCUAGGAAGAACUUCCCCAUGAAGAUAUUUCUGCUUCUUUUGGGUUUCUACACAGCAAAUGCAUUGGCAACAAUCCUUGGGCAGACUGGGGAUUGGGAUGUGCUGGUUGCAGGUGUUGUUGUUUCUGCCAUUGAGGGGAUUGGGGUGCUUGUGUACAGAAAGCCUCCUCCUCUGUCUACUGCCAGAUUGCAGUCUUUCGUUGGGAUGGUGAAUUACUGGAAAGCUGGAGUGUGCUUGGGCCUAUUUGUGGAUGCUUUUAAAUUGGGUAGUUAAAAGGUGAUUUUUUUUUGCCCCCAUUGUUGCUUGGGUUUUCCUUUUUAUUCUGAUAUAAGAUCUGCUGUUGACUCUUGUUUCUAAAGCUCUUGUAACAUGGAGAAUUUGCUUCAUUUC
Corylus avellana is the source of this 819-nucleotide messenger RNA. It is a transcript of the gene NPQ7, whose product is annotated as antigen receptor-like protein (DUF565). NCBI's taxonomy places the organism in Eukaryota, Viridiplantae, Streptophyta, Magnoliopsida, Fagales, Betulaceae. The record is from RefSeq and is a predicted model, not a curated record.